This is a messenger RNA of Aureobasidium musti, 537 nucleotides long. NCBI's taxonomy places the organism in Eukaryota, Fungi, Ascomycota, Dothideomycetes, Dothideales, Saccotheciaceae. The record is from the annotation of a GenBank genome assembly.
AUGCUGUACCACUCCAAGAUGUCCUCCCUCCUUACCAACCUCGGCCUCACCGCCAACAACUCGCUUGCCCCCCUUCCUAACUACGGACCUUACUUCCUACUCGGCAACUUCUUCCUCAGCUAUGUUCUCACCACAACUCGCUUCCAAAAGACGGGCUACGGUGUCGACAACAACAUGAACCCUCGCUACGACCUCGUCUCUCCUCGCGCCGAACAGCUCGUAUCCAAGGGCAAGAUCACACAAGAGCAAUUGGCACAACUGCAACGCAUUCAGGCUGCUCACUCGAACUCGAUGGAGCACUACACCGUCUUCGCUGCCGCCGUCUUGUGCUCAAUGGUCGCAAAGUUGGACAGUGGCAUGCUCAACAAAUAUGCUACCUUGUACACUGUCAUUAGAGCUGCAUACUUCUUGGUUUACAGACAGAACACUACCAGACAGGCUGCUGGUGUCAGAAGCGUGCUGUGGUGGGCUGGAAACAUUGUUUGCAUCCGCCUUUUCUGGUUCGCCGGCAAGGCUUUGAACGCACAUGUUCUGUAG